UGAAUGUCACUGUAUAAUUCUUGCUGUCAGUAUUUGCAAGGUAAUGGUAUUUGGGUCUGUACUGGUUAGACUUAAAUGAGUUAAACCAAGGUCUAUAGCCCUUGGGUCAUAGACUGUGAGCUAGAAGUAUAUUGGUCUUUUUAUACUGGGAAUCAGGAGUUAUUUUAGUGAUCAUCUAGUUUAUUAUUUUUGUCCUGAUUGUGCCCUGAGCAAUUUUAUGACUGAAUAAAAACAAAUAAAAUCAACAUAAAUUGAAAAAUCGUCCUAAAUAAUCGUGAUCUCAAUUUCAGUCACCAUAAUCGUGAUUAUUAUUUUUGCCAUAAUCGAGCAGCCCUAUUAACCAGUAAAUAACUGCACUCUCACACAACACGCCUGUGUCACUCACGCAACCUCCCUCUCAGCUGUCAACCUCCUCUAGGGAGGCACCGCAGAGCCGCUCAAACUCCAUUACCCAACAUCCCCAGCGCCAGGCUUCCGGUUCACGUCACCCGCCAAAUCUAUUUAAGGAAGUGCCGCACAACACCGACUCACGUCGGCAUCAACCAUCAAGCUUAACCAACCAGGUGCGAGGUCCGCACGGCUCCGCGCGGAAAAGUUUCGUCAUUUUAACAACCACGCCCCUCCACCGCGCCUCCGCACGGCCCAGAAUUUCCGCAACGCGCACCUCGGAAAAUUUCUAACCACGCGGAAAAACAUGGCGGACCAGCAAGAACUACUAUGGCAGAGAGGCCGCCCCCUCACUUCCAGACAGUCCAGGAGAAGAAGCCGGCAUAAGAGCAUUCCCAGGUCUGGUCACAGCCCAUGCCUUUUUUCAAGGAAUCAGGCUCGUGAUGGGACACGGACCAUACGCCAAACUGGUCGUAGUCUUCCUCUUUACCUCACUGGGUUUCAUGCUCCACACUGGGAUUCAGAAAUGACUUCCAGAAUAUUCUACUGGUCAUCAUGUAACAGAAACGACGUCUUGACGUGGGCCGCUGCUGUAAAAAGUGAGGCGCGAACCAGAAAAGCUUCUGCCGAUCACAAUUCAACAACGGAUUAUGAAAGAACAGAUAACGCUCGAAACACGCAGAUUCUUCCUGAUGUGAGAGUCUCUGCAGAGGUUUCUCCCCCACUGCCUGAUACUGUGCAAGAUGAUGCUGUGGCGUGGAGUUUGCUGCCCCCUGUCACCCCACGUCUCUGCAACUCCGAAGCUCUCCAACCUGUCGUCCAGUUUGGGUCACCUCACCUCUUCGCAACAGGAGGAGCUUUCUCAUCUAAUUCACUCUUUUCCGGAACUAUUUUCAGACGUGUCCAGUCAGACCCACCUAAUAACUCAUGACAUCAGCCUUACUGAUUCCGUCCCCGUUCAUAUGCACCCUUACAGGGCUAGUCCGAUGAAGAGGGAACUAAUGAGAAAGGAAGUAACUUAUCUAUUAGAACAUGGCCUAGCAAAGCCCAGCACCACUUCCUUGAGCUCACCAUGUUUACUGGAAAAUAAACCUGAUGGCUCAUAUAGGUUUGUUACUGACUACCGCAAGUUAAAUGCAAAAACCGUCCCAGAUUCGUUUCCUUUGCCUCGUGUAGAGGAUUGUGUGGAUAGUGUGGGUUCAGCUACAUUUGUUACUAAACUAGAUCUUCUAAAAGCCUAUUGGCAGGUGCCGCUAACUCCAUUUGCAUCUAAAGUGUCU
Messenger RNA from Nothobranchius furzeri (turquoise killifish), 1667 nucleotides. The record is from RefSeq and is a predicted model, not a curated record. Lineage: Eukaryota; Metazoa; Chordata; Actinopteri; Cyprinodontiformes; Nothobranchiidae.